AUGCUCCUUAAAGCUCCUACGGCCACCCGGGCGCUGCAGCAGCAGCCGCCUCUCGCCAAACCUCACCCGGGGCUCCGACAGCCCCGGGGAACGCUCCAAACCCCAUUGCGGGCGGCAAUUGUCGCCCAGCCGCCCCUCGGCGGGCGGUUUAACGCAGCGGGCUCCGGGAGCACCGCGGACACGGCGUGCUUGCCCCGCUUCACCCGGCUCCGGGGAGAUGCGCUCGGGAAGCACCGGAGCACCACCGGAGCGCCCCGAACCCCGCCGGCCCCACGGCAGCGGCCUCUCCCCGCCGUGGGGCCGCGCCCGGACCACCCCCCCCGGCCGGGCCGCAGCCCCGGGCCCGCCGCGGCCUGGGCCCGCCGCCCCUCGCCGGGAGGGCCCGGCCCCGCUGCGGCCCGCGGCGCUCCCCGGGCGGGACUCACCGAGACGGCGGCGGGCAGGGCUGGGCCGUGCCGAGCCGGGGCUGCGGGGACGGAGCGGGAGCGGCCGGUGCUGCGCGGCGCGGGCGGCAGGAAGGGGAGGAGGCGGCCCCGCACGUCCGCCGCGCCUGCGGCCGCCCCCCCGCGCGUUAAAGGCACCGGCACCGCCCCGGCCGGGAGCCCCCGGCACCGCCCGGCCCUGCCCGGCACCGACCGCGGCCGCAGCCCAGCCGCGGGGGAGCCCCGGGAGCGGGGAGUGCCCGCCCGGCUUUGCCACGUGUGUGGGUGCAUCACCCGCAGCCCGCCGUGCGCUGGGGGAUCGCCCCCCGAGCUCCCCACGUGGGGAUCCCUCACCUCGUCCUGA
Messenger RNA from Serinus canaria (Common canary), 786 nucleotides. RefSeq names its product translation initiation factor IF-2-like. Lineage: Eukaryota; Metazoa; Chordata; Aves; Passeriformes; Fringillidae. The coding region runs from base 1 to 786 and encodes 261 amino acids. The record is from RefSeq and is a predicted model, not a curated record. The transcript has a single exon.